Messenger RNA from Andrographis paniculata, 721 nucleotides. Its product is annotated as prefoldin subunit 6. Bases 119 to 502 code for a protein of 127 amino acids. Gene Ontology annotation, molecular function: protein-folding chaperone binding. NCBI's taxonomy places the organism in Eukaryota, Viridiplantae, Streptophyta, Magnoliopsida, Lamiales, Acanthaceae. Gene Ontology annotation, cellular component: cytoplasm; prefoldin complex. The record is from RefSeq and is a predicted model, not a curated record. Gene Ontology annotation, biological process: chaperone-mediated protein complex assembly; protein folding. The transcript is spliced from 5 exons.
ACGGUGCAGAGACCCAGAAGAGAAGUCCUAUUGUGGAAGGAGCAAGUGGCGGUGGUCGGAUCGGCGUUGAAUCGAGAAUAAGAAAACUGAAUUGGAAGCAUACGGAGGCUGCAGUGCGAUGGCGGCUCUGAAGGAACUACAGCGUGACCUAGAGAACAAGGCUAGCGAUCUCAACAAGCUUCAGAAAGAUAUAGCAAAGAAUCAUCAAGUUCGGAAGAAGUACACUAUCCAGCUUGGCGAAAAUGAGCUUGUACUCAAGGAACUGGAUUUAUUGAAUGAGGAUGCAAAUGUGUACAAAUUGAUCGGUCCAGUGCUGGUGAAGCAGGACUUGGCUGAGGCCAAUGCUAAUGUUCGAAAAAGAAUCGAAUACAUCUCUGCUGAAUUGAAGCGGCUAGAUGCUACUCUUCAAGAUUUAGACGAAAAGCAAAAUAGCAAGAAAGAAGCGAUUUUCAAGGUUCAACAAAGAAUUCAAUCUUUGCAAACAGGAAAAGGCAAGGCAUAAAGUGUGGGCGAGUGAAUUUAGUUUCCAGGUGAUUGAUCCAGAUAGUUCUGAGCAUAAACAGUCUCACUUGUUUGAAUUGCAAAGUUUUUUAUCGGUAAAUUAUCAUUUUGUAGUAUACUGGCGAGGAUAAUGAUGUUCAAAUUUAUAGAUCCAUCCAAAUUGCGUGUGUGGAUUACUUGAUUUUCUGUUGAAUGGUAUCAUUCAUUCGAGUUUUUCUAA